Strongylus vulgaris is the source of this 417-nucleotide messenger RNA. NCBI's taxonomy places the organism in Eukaryota, Metazoa, Nematoda, Chromadorea, Rhabditida, Strongylidae. The record is from the annotation of a GenBank genome assembly.
AUGGUAGAACCGAAAAAGGCUUCUAGUGAAACGUUCCUUCAAGUGGUCCGCAACUGGUUCCGAGCAAGGACACGGCGUGAGCUGAUAGCCAUGGGAUUUGGUGCCGUUCUGGCUACUUUUACCACUGUUGUUAUUGUUCGGCGAUACCGAGAGAUAUUGCGUCAGUAUUUGUUUGUUGUGGACAGACUCGGUAAAGUUAGUUUCAUUUUCAUUAUGGCAGAACCGAAAAAGGCUUCUAGUGAAACGUUCCUCCAAGUGGUCCGCAACUGGUUCCGAGCAAGGACAAGGCGUGAGCUGAUAGCCAUGGGAAUUGGUGCCGUUCUGGCUACUUUUACCACUGCUGUUAUUGUUCGUCGAUACCGCGAGUCUGAACCGAAGGCUCCGGCGGACCUAAUGAAGCCACCUCCUCCAGCAGCC